Verruconis gallopava is the source of this 4475-nucleotide messenger RNA. RefSeq lists its product as uncharacterized. The coding region runs from base 690 to 4454 and encodes 1254 amino acids. NCBI's taxonomy places the organism in Eukaryota, Fungi, Ascomycota, Dothideomycetes, Venturiales, Sympoventuriaceae. The transcript has a single exon. The record is from RefSeq and is a predicted model, not a curated record. Gene Ontology annotation, molecular function: protein-folding chaperone binding; ATPase inhibitor activity. Gene Ontology annotation, cellular component: cytoplasm.
CAAACACCGCGUGCUGCUGUCUCUCUUCCUCCUCUCUGCGCGCGCUCGACUCUCCCCGCCCUUCACCCUCUGUCGUCUUUCUCGCUCUCUCACUCACCCACGCGCUCUGUCGUGCGAUUGUGUGUGCGUGUGCGCGUGUGCGCGUGUGUGAGAGACCUGCUGCCUCUCUUCGCUCCCUUUCCCAGCGGGCCCAAAUCGUCGUCGUCCUCCUCCUCCUCCGCCCACAGACUCUUCCACCUUCGGUCUCUACGGCCUCACGCCCUCCAAUCUCCACCCCCACCCCCACCGCCAGCUCUCCUGUCUGCGUUUCUUUUGCAGUCCAUUUGCCUCGUCGCCGGCCCUCGCACCACGUCCUCAGCACUGCCCAUCCUGGUCCCACGUCCAGUCGCUCGCAAGGAUAGCCUUUCCAGCCCAGUCCUCGGCGAUCCUGCUCUCGCGUCCAAUACCACCGAACUCCAAAUCACGCAGCCUGCGUCCGCGCGCAGAUAACGAUAUACCGCUUGUUUCUCGGCCUUCCUUCUGCGUCACCGACUCUUCCAGCACAACGUAUCAGCCCUCCUCCAGCCCGUGUCGUCUGCCCUGCCAUGGGCUUCGCUCCUCAACCACCGCCGUCGUCCUCCUUCCUCCCUCCUCUGUCCUCGGCCUGUUGAGCGGCAUCUGAUGGCCACAACGGACUCGACAGUGCAGCAAUGCUAGGCCAACUGCUGCACUCUUUCAACCCUGCGCGCCGCGUCGCGCCGCGCACCCUCGAGGUCAGCUCGCAGAUUGAGGACGUACAUACAAAGGGCCUUCUGUUCCCUGACGUGCCGUAUCUGCGCGAUGCCGACGCCUUGACGCCCUCCACGCCCGCGUCCGAGCCGCCGGACUGCCACCUGCCCUCGGACCUGGACCUCGACGACAAGCGUGACGUCCGUGUUCUCAUAGCCCAAGGUGAAACCUUGACGCUGCAGCCCCUGCUGCUCUUCGAUUCGAAGUACGACCCGAACGUGCAACCACCGACCAUCAGGCAUAUCCGGUCCGGCAGCAGGGGCGAAGGCCUCGCCAACCACGCUCGCACCGCGUCCGGCCCUCCACGUCAGUACGGAAGAUUGCCUCAGAUCGCUUCCAUCCCGGAAACCAGCGGCCGAGAGUCUCCCAGCCUACCGAGCCCCACGUCCGCCACCGCCACGCCGCAACGCUCGCGCUUUCGACGCUCGUCGCUGCCCUCCGCCGGCGAAUCGGACGUAUCCGGCCCCUCGACGCGCCACAGAGACACGGACGAGAUCGUAAACACGGCCCUGAACUGCAUGUUCGAAAAUGUCCAGACGACAUAUCGCGGCAUCAGCAACAAGAUCAAGAUCGUCCAGCGGGAAGCCAAGCCGUACGACUCGACCAUCUGCAGGGACACGUUUGGCAACCAGUUUGCGGCGUCGCACGCGAGAACGUCGAGUUCGUCGGUGCGAAAGCCAAGCGGCUUGUCCUCGUCCUUCACCGUCGGAGACGCGUACCCUGACCCUCCCAAGUCAGCGUCUGCUCUCGACGAGGGCCCUCGCAUGGAGGAGCCUCGCAGGACGGUCCUGAUCACGCGCACUUUUUCUGUCAAAUGGUCGGACGAAGAGGCCGCAGCCGCCUCGAGUGAUCCGUCCGACGCGGAGAAGAGCGGCGGCGCCAGCGACGCGUCCAGCAGCCUGCCGGCCGUUGUUAUCGCCGGCGGAGAACACAGCCAGAGCCCGCAGAAACCCCGUCGCACGCCCAUCAGGCCUUCUCCAAAGCCGCCCAUGUUUGCCAUCACACUGGUCCUCUCGCUUCCCGUCUCGACGAUCGAUGGUUCACGACCAGGAUCACGCUCCGGAGGCCUACGGAGAAAGGGUUCGGAGAUGAACAGCGGCUGGACCUCGCUCGCGUCAUCCCUUGACUCGGGCAUGGUCAUGGACUCCCUCUCCGGCUUGGAGUCUUCGACCGCGUCGCUCAGCAGCGACGUGGACGAGCGAGUAGAUAAGGUAAUUGGCCAGCACUGGGACAUCAUCGUUCGGACGCUGUCGAGCCUGCAGCAGCUUGCGGAGCAGAAGAUCCUUGAGCAGCUGAGGAUAGCCUCCCACCGAGGACGGGCUCCCAAGCUCCUGAACUACUCUCUUGCCUCUGAUGUCGACCUCAAGAAGGCUGCGACAAAGGCUUGCAUCAGGGUCGUACGCGGCAUCAGGAUCCUGCGAGUGCGAACUGGACAAGGCAAGUGGGGCGUCUGGCGGGAGGAAGCACGAUGGCUGAACAAGUGGGCGUCCGAGCGGGAGAAGACGAGCUUCUUGUUCAACCUCUGCACCGCUUUUCUGGGCACACACACGGAGUGGCUCGACAUUGCCGGUCCAAAAUACUACAGGCAGCAGCACCGCGAGCAGCUGCGCCUGGGCUCUGCGAGCGAGCCGUCGGUGCCUCACCGUACCGUCAUCGUCUCCAAUGACAAGAUGGUUGCGCGACGACUCAUCUUCUUGCUCUCCGCAUUCUUGCCAGCCAACCACCACACCCCUGGCGACGCUUCGCCGCUACGACCUAGUACGUCGGCAUCCGUCCGUGCGUUCUCACAGUCGCCACCGAUGCAUGUGCCUCUGUCUCGAGAGGAAUCGCUCCGCCGCACGAUCAACAGACGCGGCAAGCGCAGCGGCUCCCGCCAGCCAAUGUCUGGCGGUCGCACUCCGCAGCCUUCGAGUGCGCCAAGCGACACAGACGAUCGUACAGAGACUGGCACGGUCCGUUGCGUUGGGGACCAAACACAGUCGCCUCGGAACUCUAGCGAGCUGCGGUCAUUGAUACGAGCUAAGCUCACCAUUGUUGACGUCGAUCCGUCUGCACGCAAGAGCAGCGCCACGACGUCGCCAACCGUCAAUCCGGGCACGGUCAUACCUGCCCCGCACAUUGAAUUCCAGCGCAAGUAUUCCUCUGGUCAGCAGGAUAUGAGACGGCCAGACAGCCAAGACAGCCUAGCCUCGGAGAACUUGAUGCAGACGCUGCAACGCAGCAACACGGGCACAAGUGUCGAGUCGCAGCCUGGCAGCCGCUGGGGCAGCUUGCGGAGCUUUUGGAGCAUGGGCAGUCGACGGGACUCGUCUACGAACUACAGCGACGCUACCCAAACGGAUGACGAGGGUUUGGGCAUCGUCGGUCUCCACGCCUCAGAUUCUUACAAUAACAACAGCGGUGGCGCCGGCAAUAAGUUGCUACAGCAGAUGGUCGGUGAGGCGGAAGCGGAGCGCGCUCGCGUGCGGAGAAUCACCGGCACAAGCUCGCCCAACGCAAUACCCACCACCCCGGCUAUAGUCAGUCCAGAGAUGGAGCUACCGUCCAGCUCCUCGACGUCACAUCCCAUAGAUGUCCCCGUAAAGAUGACCGUCAACGAGCGGGAUGGCGUGAUCGACGUUGAGUUCCCUGGCUUCUCCCCGGUCAGGUCGCCUCCGGGGCCCCAGGCCCCAUUCAGUUCCAGCUACGGCAGCCUCGGAGUUCUUCAGUCGCUCAUGUCCGAUACGCCUCGCGAUACUGGACACGCCAUGAAUGUAGCUGGGUGGCUAAGGUCCGGAGUUCAUCCCGACUUCGAGCUUCAGGCGGCCUUGCCGUAUCCGGAGCUGAUCGACGACGUCAAAGCUGCCAUGAAGGCCGAGCCAACGCCAAUCACUCGCAGGACCGUGCCCGAAGGCGAGGUGAAAGAGGAGUGGGUUGACGUGUGCACGUCCAACGUGGCCGACGCAACCAACUUCACCAUCACCCGCAUUAAGCUGCGGAGACUCGUACGAUACUUGCCUCCACCGCCGCCACCGGUCGUCACACCCAUGUUGACCACUCGGUCCAGCAUCAAGUCCAAGUUGCCAAUCAGGUCGCAAUAUGGCAAUCCGUACGACGAAUCGCUGCUUCAAGUUCCGACUCAGAUCACUGUAGACGAGGUCUUUGAGGAAGAAAAGGUCGUGGAUUGCGACCGCGCCUUGACGGAUGCUUUGGAACGAGUGAUUGCUCAAAGUGGCCCUCCAUCCAAGACGUCAUCUGCUGCGAACUCGCGCGCCAACUCUGUUCGCGGUCGCAACAACGUUCCAGCCUACGAGGACCGCGUCGAAACGCCAGAGGUUCCUCAGAAUGAGUGCAAGAAGAUGGUCAUCGGAGCUCUGGAGCAAAUCGCGACAGCAGUGGAACGCGACAGGCGCGACGCGCGCAAAUACGGCGGCGCCAGACUUCGAAGUCUCAACGAGGGAGCGGAGAGCAGUCUACGGGAAGGAAUAUCGAAAUGGUUUGACGAGAUCGAGCGGAACAAGAAAGCGAUUGAUGCGCAAAAGGCAGAGAUGUCCCGCGAGGCUUUCGUACCAACUGCAAAGGUCAACGACGACGCGAGCAGUCAAUCUACAGUCAAGCCCAAACGAUCGAAGAGCAAGAAGGAGAGCACAUCCGCGAAGAUGUCUUCUUUGCCCCAGCAGCUCAUUCAACCUACAACAAAGGCCUAGGGUGGUUUUUUUUUUUUUUUA